AUGGCAGACCCUCUAUCCAUUGCUGGUCUGGCGACUGGCGUCGUCUCCCUCGGCAUACAGCUUUACCACGAUCUACAGACCUUUCUCGACAUAGUGAAGCAUCGAGAUGAAGAUAUCGCCAAACUCACACGACAAGCUGCGACAAUGGCUCAGGUCUUGGACGCCAUUGACCGGUCUCUACAGAACAGCAACCAGGCAAACAAUGGAGUCGUCGAUAGUGCCACUAUCAUACCACUUCUCGAUGCAUCGCGCCAGGAACUGUUUCUUCUACAACAGGAAGUCGCGUCCCUCACAAAGACAUCAAAAGGCCAGAAGGCCUCAGGUGUGGUAGAAUUUGCAAGGAUCACAACGCAAAAGCUCAAGUAUCCGAGACAGCGCGCCAACAUCCAGAAAUUGGAGGAGGGUUUGGACCAAGCGAACACAACUCUUCAACUCGCCCUCAAUGCAUUUGGACUAUACGAGAGCCUGAAACACUUGCUGAUUAUUGCCCUUCUAUCAACCUUCAGAUCCGAACUAAGCUCCAUCAAGUCGAAUACCGAAGUGGUGGCUUAUGGCCUCAGCAACGUCCAGAAAACCCUUCCCGACGUCGAAGCUCGUGUAUCAGAGCUGUCGGAAAAACUGGUGGCAACGAACCAAACGGCCACACAGAGCAUCCAGAACGUCGAAGGAAUCCUGAACCUUGUCAUUUCUUCCCAUCAAGCCGACCUUAAACAGCUUGGGCAAGCACAAUCCAAUGAGUUUAGCCAAAUGAAGCAGCUCAUCCAAGACCUUUCGCUGAAGAUGGAUGCCAAUGCUUCCAUCGGUCCAAAGGACAUUGAAGUUCACCGGAACCUGGCUUGUCUCAUGUCGAAGCCAAGCGCACUCAAAACACUUUGUGAUGAACAUUAUGGCGAGCCCACGUCCUGGAGUCCACCCGACACAAGAAUCUGGCCUGCCUGUACUUGCCGGUGCUCCCAAAUCAUCACUCAGCGAUCUCUUGAAUGGGGUCCUUUUCGACUAUCCACGAAAUCCAAGGCAGAAUUCGUUCACCAUGAAAGCUGUCAAUGGGCACGAUUCGAUACGCCUAAACGGUCCAAAGCCAUAAGUCUUGCGUAUCGUGGGUUUACUCACCUACUCCGAUGUGCUGUCGUUAUCAAUUUCCGCUUGAACCAUGGUGCAGGUGGAUUCAGCUUAGGCCCCGGCAUUGUCUAUUAUCCCGUCGUGGAUGAGAAUGUUUACGCGCCUUUUAGGCUUGUUGAAUAUGUUUGCGAAGCUAUAAUAACGCUAGAUCCAACCUUGAAGCACAAAGUGUUGGAAGCCUUCAGCAGACAUAUAUCGCGAGCUUGUUUCAACGGAGUGAUUAUUCCCCGAGCUGUCAACAUCGGUGGUGAGACAUUACUGCAUUACAUUUCACAUCUUAUUCAGGUAACAAACCCUGACUUGAGCCAGGAGGAUUACACGUACGGUGUGCUCAAACAUUGGUGGACUCCAUCGAUGAUUGCAUUAGUCCACAAGAUUCUUGCAAACUUGAUCAUGUGUAAUGUCCCAUCGACAGUUUGCGAUAAUGACGGAAGGCUUGCACAUUUGACGAUAGCCAACUAUAUCCCCCAUACAAACAAGAACAUGCUGGUUCCCAUGACCACCCUUCUCGAGUUAUUUACCUCGCGAGACAUGGAUUUCGAUCCUCCCCAGGCUAGAGACCAGCCAGACCCCUUUCUACCUGGAUUCGCAUAUUUGAAACCCCUCCCCGAGCCUUCGGUCUUCAGCAAAGCAUUCUGUUGCAAUCAAUUGGGUACAGCGAUCCUGCAACGGGAUAUUUCAUCUGUCAGGUCUCUCCUAUCCCGCGCUCCGUCCUUGGUAUUCGAAUGGGACCUGAAUGGCAUGACCCCACUUCACUACGCCGUGCUUUGGAAGGAUGGCUUGUCCAUUAUCCUGGAGCAAGUUCCAGUCGAGAACUUUGCGGAGGACUUGGCCUGGGACAUCUUUCGAUACGCUCUAUCGGCAUAUCGAACGAGUUGUCCAGAUCUGUGCUUGGAGAAAUGCCAUUGCUCCGAAUGCAUCAUGUUAUUCCUUGACCAUUCCUGGUACUUCGCUCCAUGUUCAAGCCGGGGCCGAGAUCACGGUACACUUCGCUUGUUACUGGGACAAUCGCCACUGAGCGCCCAGGAGAAGUUCUUGUUAUAUCUCAAGCAGUCUCGGCAGGAAAUUGUCGGCCUUGCACUGCAAAAGCUCUUUGGUGAUGACAUGGGACGUCAACUUGAUACGGUCCAUUGGAUUAUCGACCACCUGCAAAAAACAGCGACAACAUCUCCACCUACGAGACGCGCAAGAAUCCAAGCCGCAGUUGAUUCCUUCACCAUAUACUGCGAGAUAGACUACGCACAGACGGCAGAAUUUGCCUCGCAGUUGGGAUUUCCCUUCCCACCCCUCGUGCACAACGCCCUUGUGGAAGACUACGCCCUUGUGGAAGACUACGCGCUGUGGCUGUUGGAUCAUGGAGCCGACCCGCUACAACCCCUCCACGACAUUGAGAAUUGCAAUGCUCUAACACUGGCAGCUCACAAAGCUAUCUAUUGCAUUACUAGCCCACGUUGGGACCAGUGGGGCGAUAUAGGUGUAGCUGGGCUUGAGCUAAAUGUGCUGAGCCAAGCCGCGCAUGAGGUGGCUCGUCAUGAACCAACAACGGACAGUUGUCUAUGUGCAUGCUCUGCAAAUGGCUGUACGCCAUUCCUCAUUCUGUUGAGGAUCCUGGCUCCUAGGUCCUUUAACUCCCCACGGUACGCAUUGUCUCAGCCUAAGGACUAUGCCUGUGAGUUUACACAUAUUCGGACAAUGUUAUACGGAAAUGACGGCUUUUACGAAGUACAAUUCUGCGAGGCUUUACGCCUCUUCACGUUCAUGGCUCUCGGUAUCCGACACACGUGUUGCAAAAAGCACGGCUACCAUAACGAAGGCAAUGUAGACGAAAUCCACGAGGAGGACAGCGAGCUUGUAGAUAUCCUUGAAAAUUUGAUGGAGCAGUGGCAGGAUGUGAGCUUCGAAUCUGCAAACGAUUUUUGGUGUUUUCUCCAUCACGACUGGGUCAUCCGUCUAAACGAAGUCUUCGAAGAUAUGCGCCAGAUCGACCAGACAGAGGAGAAUAGGGACCGGCUCCAAAGCCUGGGCGUUCAGCUUCAUGCUCCUAUUGUGGACGCCAACGUUCCAGAGCCGCCGGUACGAAGGAGAAGGUUCAUCUGGUGGGAGGAGAGCUUUUGGUUGGACCUUCUUGACACGGUUGCAGAGGGAGGUGAUACAAGCUAUUUUGACCGCGUCCUUGAAGAUGCUUGGGACAUGAGACGGGGUAUAGGAAGAUGGGACGAAGAGGAGGGGCAAUGGGAAGGAGAAUAA
Messenger RNA from Neurospora tetraspora, 3366 nucleotides. RefSeq lists its product as uncharacterized. NCBI's taxonomy places the organism in Eukaryota, Fungi, Ascomycota, Sordariomycetes, Sordariales, Sordariaceae. The record is from RefSeq and is a predicted model, not a curated record. The transcript is spliced from 11 exons. The coding region runs from base 1 to 3366 and encodes 1121 amino acids.